AUGUGGUCCACUGAAAGCAUGGAGCCGGAGAAAGCGCACACCCAGAGCAGCUUCUUCAGCAAGGUGGAUGUGCCUGACCAUGUUCACUACAUUGUCGCUUUAUUCGUCUUUGUCAUCGGGACACUGGGCAUCACUGGCAACGCUCUGGUUAUGUUUGCCUUCUAUAGUAACAAGAAGCUUCGUAACCUGCCUAACUACUUCAUCAUGAACUUGGCGGUUAGUGACUUCCUCAUGGCCUUCACACAGUCGCCCAUUUUCUUCAUCAACUGUCUGUACAAGGAAUGGGUGUUUGGAGAGAUGGGCUGUAAGAUGUAUGCAUUCUGUGGCGCCCUGUUUGGCAUUGCCUCCAUGAUAAACCUACUGGCCAUCUCUAUCGACCGCUACGUGGUCAUCACCAAGCCCCUGCAGGCAAUACACUGGAGCUCCAAACGAAGAACCGCCCUGGCCAUCCUCAUGGUCUGGCUUUACUCUUUGGCCUGGAGUCUGGCUCCUCUAGUUGGCUGGAGCUCUUAUAUCCCUGAGGGCCUGAUGACAUCUUGUACAUGGGAUUAUGUCACAUACACAUUGGCCAAUAGGAGCUACACAAUGAUGCUGUGUUGUUUUGUUUUCUUUAUUCCACUGGGAAUCAUCUUUUACUGCUAUCUCCUAAUGUUUCUGGCUAUAAGGAAGACUAGCAGGGAGGUAGAACGUCUGGGGACUCAGGUGAGGAAAUCCACCCUCAUCCAGCAGAAGUCUAUCAGGAGUGAGUGGAAGUUGGCAAAGAUCGCCUUUGUCGUCAUUGUGGUGUAUGUCCUCUCCUGGUCACCAUAUGCCUGUGUCACACUGAUUUCCUGGGCUGGGCAUGCCAACAUCUUGUCGCCAUACUCCAAGGCCGUCCCUGCAAUCAUAGCUAAAGCCUCCACUAUCUACAAUCCUUUCAUCUAUGCUAUCAUCCACAACAAAUACAGGAUGACUCUAGCAGAGAAGUUUCCCUGCCUUUGGUUUCUGUCUCCUACUCCUCGGAAGGAGUGCAUCUCCUCCUCCUCCAUCAGUGAGUCCUCUUUCAGGGACUCCAUCAUCAGCAGACAGUCCACAGCAUCAAGGACACACUUCAUUACAGCUUCACCCAACUCCACAGUCAUGGUAUUGAGGGAUGUAGAGAUGGAGCCUCUGGGCAAGAAGUCAUGUGAUUCCUUCAGAAGCACGUCUUCUUACAGUCAGUCUUGCAGAGGGAGGUCCUACAAGAAACAGUUAGAGCGGAAACCCUCCAAGACCCAUACAGCAGAGAAGCAUCCAUCCUCCAUGGCUGAAUCAUCCAGCACCUGUGAGCAUGAACUGGUCACCAGCUCUCUGACCAUCGCUACUCUCCCCCUACUAGUUCUUACCAGGAGGCGCAGCCAGAGUCUGACCAAUGAUAUUUCAGAUUCUGGAAAGGAAAGAUGGAGUAUCAGUGACAGGCUCAACAGCCACAAGAGCGAUUCUUUUGAUUCGCUAAAUUUCAGAAAAGUCCCAUCUACUGAUCCCAAGUCGCCUCAGGGUGUUCCACGCAUAAUCGUCAUCAGUCCGACUUCUGAAAGCAGCCUCAUCAACCAUGACAGCGUCUGCCUGGAGGAGAGCGUUGAGGCAAUGGAGAACAAUGUUUUUGUCAGUCUGAACUUCUCAUCAGAAGUCUUUGAGGCAGUGGAGCUGCUCUCUUGACGAGCUGGACUUCAGUAUUUGCCCUUGUACUCUUUUCCAAUAAAGCUAUAUUAUUUAUUAGAAUUUCAGACCACAGAUCACACCACACUCUUCUCCACAGGCCCAGACGUGUAUUGGCUGUGGACAAAGUAUUCACCCACUGAAAUCAAUAUUUGAACUGUUAUCUGUUUCUGAGCUCACUGACUCUGACCCAAUUCCAAUCCGGCCCCUACACACUCCCUCUACCCUCUCUCCCUACCUUUGCGCGUUUGUGUGAAGGGUUCGCCAUGUUAAGUGUUGUUCCAAACUAAUGACCCGUAAGUGGGAGAGGGUUAUAAAGCCCUCCAACACCGAGUGCAUCGAUGCAGGAUUAUUAUUACAAACCACACUCCCAGACGAGUGCAGCAUCACUUUGAGUCCGGGAUAGAUGAAAUGCCAUUUACCGUCCAAUGUGAGUUCUGUGUGUUUAUUUCCAAAGGACAUGUAAUAAAUUAUCUCAAACAGACAUUUUCACGCACACAUGACAAAAUUAGAGGUUACAUUGUAUUUUGGAAUGAACAUGGCACUGUCUACCACCAAAAAAACGGGAUGUGUUUUUUUAUUUGAUAUUUGAAAAAUAAACUGUUGAAAAAAUGAGGAUAUAAUUAGAUUAAGACAAGCUUGCCGUUGUAUUUAUACCCUCCCCCUUGA
This is a messenger RNA of Seriola dumerili (greater amberjack), 2346 nucleotides long. It is a transcript of the gene opn4xb, whose product is annotated as melanopsin-A-like. Gene Ontology annotation, biological process: G protein-coupled receptor signaling pathway; visual perception. Gene Ontology annotation, cellular component: membrane. The transcript has 9 exons. NCBI's taxonomy places the organism in Eukaryota, Metazoa, Chordata, Actinopteri, Carangiformes, Carangidae. The record is from RefSeq and is a predicted model, not a curated record. Gene Ontology annotation, molecular function: G protein-coupled receptor activity. The coding region runs from base 1 to 1677 and encodes 558 amino acids.